Molecule: messenger RNA, 2849 nt
Organism: Onychostoma macrolepis
Lineage: Eukaryota; Metazoa; Chordata; Actinopteri; Cypriniformes; Cyprinidae
Gene: dcst1
Product: DC-STAMP domain containing 1
Exons: 24
Coding region: 813-2849 (678 amino acids)
Cellular component (GO): membrane
Source: RefSeq, a predicted model, not a curated record
ACCAGGGCUGCCUCGCGCCUCCGACCCGCCCACUCUUCACUCACACACGGGUUGAGGUGAUCUUACAGCGGUCUCCCAAAAACCAGCUUGCUCCUCAUCACUGGAGUCUCUGAAACUCAUAAAUCUCUUGGUCCUCGUGGAAUGUGAGGGGUGCCAUACAGAUAGCACAGAGCUUCCCCAUCAGUCUGAAGCACAGCGAGCAGUAAUGGCCUGUGAAAGGAAAUUAUUUUGUCCAGCAGGCCACACACGAUUCUUUACCGAUAUCCAGGAGCCUGGCUAUGAUGGCCCCCCCUGGUAGGCUGCAAUAAGAUGAGGAGUGAUGGUACCUGGCACACACCAAUCUCUGUAAACGUUUGACAUAGCCACCAGCGACCACAAUAAACAGAGUGAAGCCAUAAAGAAGACCUUUGUUUGGAGGGAAGACAAAGGAUGUCAAAUGAAGCUGCGAUGUCCCUAAAGAUAUCCGAAGCAUAACCAGAUCCAUUCACAUUCACUGCAACCACUACAGGAGCUGGAGGGCCUGAUGUAGGUGAGAGUUUCUCUGUGGCUGAGGGGAAGUACAGCUGCUUUGCCCUGUCUGGAGCACUUCCUGUCCAGCUCAAUAAACUGGAAGUACAUACUGGAGAUACAUGAAUAGAAGCAGGAAGAAACCCAAGUAUGCCAGCAGAAGCUUGAGCUCCUGGAGGAGGCCCAGCUCCUCUGACACCUCCUCCAUGAUCUCCUGAGCAGCAUCCUGUAUGGACUGACUGUUGUCCAGAAGCAGGUCAAAGUUGGUAGAGGGUUCUUUGGUUGCAGGGAAGGAGAAACCAGCAAUGGAGUGUCUCAGGGAAACCCAAACUAAAUCACCACACUCAACUUUGGAGAAGGUGUGUAAGCGUGUUCUGCCACCUGGAGUUUAUAAGUUCCUGUUCGACGCACUGUCACAGUUUCCUGUGAUUCGAUGUCUCACAGGCGCUGUAUUUGGUGCUCUGAGUGGAGUGGGAUUGUUUUUCGGACUCAUGCAAAAUAUUGCCAUGACAACAGUACAACAUGUUGUUGUUGGAUGUGUGUUUGUGGGUCUGUGUAGUCUUGGAGGCAUGUUUUCCUCCCUGUUCCGCUGCUCCGUCCUCCUGAUGUUUCCUAGUAUGAUUGGAUCUCAAGGUCGGACAUUCCUGAUGGUUUAUGUGCUGCAUGGACUUUACCAAGGCCCCAUUGCAAACAUCCAGCGUAAUGUGCAGGACGUGGCCUCCUCCAUGGGCUGUAACAUAGACCUGCAGAUCACACACAGCAAGGUGAUGUGGAGAAUGCUGACAGAGCCUUACGUGCAAGUAGUGCAGGAGAUAGUGAAUGACAGUGAAGUAUUUCAAAAAGAGGCUCAAAAUGUGAGCAGACAGUUCCAGAAGAUUCAGGAUGAGGUAAUGGGUCAGUAUGGAUAUGACUCUCUUGGUAAGGAGUCUGUCCAUACGGCCAACAGCACCCAGGAGGAGUAUGUAGUGAAGACUAGAGCUCGCUGUGACUAUGUGGUGCAGCAGGGAGUUAGUCGGUGUCAGGAUUGGUUCAGUGUUAAGUGGGAAAAGUGCAUGAAUACCAUUCAAGCCCCUCUUAUAAACCACUUCCUCUGUGUACCUAUGCAAUUCCACUUUCUGUGUGAUAUCAUGAGAGUGAUGACAUCAUGGUGCACUGAGAAUGUCCCAGUUGAGGGAAACUUUGGUCAGACCUUCGACAAACUAAACGACUCCAUCAACAUGCUUGCAGAACACUUCACCACUGAUGUAGUGCUUGAGAAAUUGGAGCAGCAGUCAGUGUUUGGAGUGGACAUCCUCCAGAAUUUCUCUAAGGAGCUGAGCCGUGAGUUUCAAGAGAAAUCAGUCAUUGCUGAGAAGAUAGCUGGGGCGAUUACCUUCCUUCUCUCAUUCACCUUCAUCACUGUGUUCACCUCAGCGUUUGGAUAUGUUCAUCAGUAUUGCAGAGACAUUCAUUUUGACAAUGUCUACAUAACAACCUACUUCAGACAGAUUGAUGCUCGCAGAAGGAGAGCUGGAAAGAGGUAUUUGCUGCCACUCAAGAAAGCAGAGCAAGCGAGCUUGAUCAACCCAUGGAGCUUAUCUAUCCACCCCAGCGAGCUCAUGCCUGUGAUUGUGGGCUUCCUGCAGGUUGCAUCUCUGGCUCUGUUUGUGUGUGUUCUGCUUGCUGUUGAUGGAAUCCUGCACAGCAUCUUUGACCUCAUCCGAAGACACACUUUCACCACAUACUCAGUUACUAGUGUUCAUCACAUAGACAUUGUAAUUGGGGGAGAUUCCAUGUUAGCCAGACUUCUGCGGAAAACCAUUGGUGCAUUCAACACCUCCUCCAAUCUUGAUAUGCAAUCCAGUAACUUCCAAUGUUUGCCCCAGCCACAUGCACUGAGCCAGUCAAGCUACUUGUGGAUCUUCAUCCCCCUUUUACUGAUGUGCCUCAUGUGCUGCCUGCAGGUGUACACCAAUCGUCUGCGCAGGGUCAUCACCGCCUUCUACUUCCCAAAGAGAGAAAAGAGACGGAUCCUCUUCCUCUACAACCUACAGAUCCAGAAACGUAUCUCCUUCAUCAAAAGACAACGACAUCGCCUGAGAAAUCAAAAACAGACAUUUAUAAAGGUGCUGUCGGCUGUGUUGGCCCCACUGAAGCGUGUGGGCUGUAGGCUGUUCUGGUGCUGGGUGUGUGGUGGGUUUGUGAGGCAGAACCAGGCUGUGGAGUGCAGUUCUGUAGGCUGCACAAUGAUCUGUUGUCAGCAAUGCUGGACAGACCUGGACAACAUCUGCUACGCCUGCUUGCCUCAUCAAUGUGGACAGCAAGACAGCGGCUCUGAAUCUGAUGUGUACUAUGGCUGCUGA